This is a messenger RNA of Sceloporus undulatus (fence lizard), 663 nucleotides long. RefSeq names its product lon protease homolog, mitochondrial-like. The transcript is spliced from 3 exons. The record is from RefSeq and is a predicted model, not a curated record. The annotation marks the transcript as partial. NCBI's taxonomy places the organism in Eukaryota, Metazoa, Chordata, Lepidosauria, Squamata, Phrynosomatidae.
GGUCAUUACUGGGAUGUUGUGGCUAGAACUCAGCUGAGUCAAGGCUUACCUUCUCUUGAUCAAAACCUCCUUUGAGUCUGUCUCAUGAACAUGUCUUUAUUCUUAGGUGAAAAACAAGAAAUUAGUUGAGCUGCUGAGGAGAAAAGUCAGUCUUGCCCAGCCAUACGCAGGCGUCUUUCUCAAGAAGGAUGACAACAAUGAAUCAGAUGUUGUGGAGAACCUAAAUGAGAUAUACCAGACAGGGACUUUCGUCCAAAUCCACGAGAUGCAGGAUCUUGGUGACAGGCUGCGUAUGAUCGUCAUGGGGCACCGAAGGAUCCGUAUCAACAAACAGCUGGAGGUGGAGGCUGAAGAGGCCGAGACCAAGCCCAAGAGCCGACGGAAGCCAAAGCGUUCCAGGCGGGAGGCAGGGGAGCAGCUGGAGAUACAAGACCAAGCUCCAGGAGAAGUGGUGCUGGAGCCCUCGGAGGGCCCUUUGGAUGAGGUGCUCAUGGUGGAAGUUGACAACGUGGUCCAUGAGGACUUCCAGGUCAACGAAGAGGUCAAGGUAAGCAAGGCGACCCAGAAGAGCUGGGGGACAGCAGGUGGUGGGGAUAAUGAAGACCCCUUCAUUAUCCAGAAUUUGGAGACAUGGGCCUGGAUGUUGGGGAAGUCCUUGGCAGG